AUGAUGAACAGCAAGGUGUUUGUUUUGUUGGUUGUGGUGCUGGCUGCGCUCGCGGUCUCGGUGACGGCGGUCAAGAACCUCGACUUUGCGCUCGAGUACCGCGGCAAGUGCGACUUCUCGGCCGACAAGAGCAGCGCCAACUGCCACCUCAAGGCCCAGUCCCAGGAGGUCCUCACUCACAUCAAGGGCGACGGUAAUGUGGCAACGAGCGUGAGGAAGCUGAUCGGCAGUGUCUCGAACCUGGACUUUUUCACCAACUACAACUUCACCUCCUACUCCUGGACCUCCAAGGGCUCUCUUUCGUUCGGUGUGCACACGACGCAGAAGAACCAUAGGCUCGAGUUUGAAGACUCGAGCAUUGGCCGGAUCAACCCGUACCCCUACUCCUACGGUUUCGCCACCUCGUGGAAGGUGACCAAGGGCUUCGGCGCUUUCGACCAGGCCGUGGGCCUCAUCACCGCGAACGGCGUGUUCGACAUCGAUGCCAACGGGGAGACCAAAGAGGUCGUCGUUGGCGUCAUCGGCGUCAUCUACUACAAGGGCAACAGCAACAGCACCCUUGCCGCCAACUAA
Messenger RNA from Acanthamoeba castellanii str. Neff, 573 nucleotides. RefSeq lists its product as uncharacterized. The transcript is spliced from 5 exons. The record is from RefSeq and is a predicted model, not a curated record. The coding region runs from base 1 to 573 and encodes 190 amino acids. NCBI's taxonomy places the organism in Eukaryota, Discosea, Longamoebia, Acanthamoebidae.